UAAAACUGUUGAUUUUAAAUUGAAAUCGUUUCAAUUAACAAAUGAAUCAUCGCCAACAAGUGAUUUAAACCUGAAUAAUUUUAAACUUACAAAAUUUAAUCGAACUAUAUUUCUGGUCAAUGGAAUGGUUACCUUGAAUUUGUCACCAGAAAAACAAUCACAAGCAGAAAUUAGUGUGAUCCUAAGUCAGAGAAAGUCAAACGGAUAUCAAGAGUCUUCUUUAGUUCAGUUUAAAAAAGUCAACUAUUGUAAUUUUAUUGACCAGACUUGGGUAAGACACAGUGUUGAACAUUUUUAUUCACAUACAAAUUUUUCUGAAACAAAAUGUCCAUUUACUCCUGGAACAUAUUUUAUUAAAGAUUUUUACCCUGAUUUAAGUAAUCCGCCGGUAAUCCCGAAUGGACAGUAUCGAAUGGAUAUUCAUUUUAUAUAUGACAAUGUUAUAAUAAACGGUGCACAAGCUGUUUUUAUUGUUGAAUUCUGAAAUUUUUUUGCAGAAUAUUUCAAAUUUUAAAAAUAAA
Molecule: messenger RNA, 521 nt
Organism: Chrysoperla carnea
Lineage: Eukaryota; Metazoa; Arthropoda; Insecta; Neuroptera; Chrysopidae
Exons: 3
Coding region: 125-484 (119 amino acids)
Source: RefSeq, a predicted model, not a curated record